CUACACGUACGAGUUCAUUUCUGAAUCCACUGUAGCGGAGAGCAGUCAGGCCCUCGAUUCCCUCUCCGAGGCCGGAUGGUAAAAUCCAACCUCCAGCGGAUACUAAACAGUCAUUGCUUUGCUCGCGAAAAAGAAGGAAAACAACAGUUCCACACCACCAUGGAUGCUUUAAGUAACGUCAGUAACGUUAGUAUUUGUGACAUGAUUGGCAACCUGUCCCUGCACUGUAGUAGUACCCACGGUCCAGGGCCUCUGUGGUGCUCCGAUGCCCCUCUCCCACCCCUGAAGAUCCCAGGUGGGCGAGGGAAUGGUCAACGGGAUCACACUCCUGCAACUCGAACUUUGCAUUCAGACAUGAAGUUGACGGUAACUGAGGAGGUGGGAGGGGGUGGGCGCCCUGCAAUACUUCACUUCCAGAGCCGCCCCACUGUGUCACGGGUGAUCCACUGGGAGGCUGUACUUAGUGGAGAAGGCCUGUAUGUGGAGAUCCCACAAGACUUACUGCUUGAGGGCAGCAAGGAGAGUUUUGUGUCUCUUCUGGAGUUUGCUGAAGAACAUCUUAAAGUUGUCAGCGUGUUUGUCUGCUUUUACAAGAACAGAGAAGAUUGUGCAAAAUUAGUGCGCACAUUCAGCUUUCUGGGCUUUGAGAUUGUGAAACCAGGCCAGGCCCUCGUCCCACCUCGACCCGAUGUUUUCUUCAUGGCCUACAACUUUGACAGGGAUUCUUCUGAUGAAGAUUAGUUCCGACCUACACCCCUUCCACCUCUCACUAUAUUUCCCAACUACUUCUCACUCUGUGAUUCAAGUUAUCCCUUGCUUAUUUGUUACACUGAAGAAUGUAGUUUUAGAUGUGUUCUCUGUAGUGUGGCUGAUUAAGUUCUCUCUGUCCCCGUCUCUAUAUCUUUCCUGAUCCUUUUCAAUCGUUUCUGUGUUGAAUGGCUGUAUGCCUAUUAUUUAGAUUGAUUGGUGUUACAGAACAAAAGAGGGAAGCUCUUGAAAGGGACUUAAGAGCAUUUUGCAAUUCUCAAAUAUCAGAAAAAAAACAUUUGUUUUGUCAUUUUAUUGUGAAAAUACUCUUGAAUGUACAAACAGGUCAUUCAGUUUACAUUUUGGUACAUCAGUGCUAUAAUUUGAUUGGCUUACAAGAGGAAACAAGAUUGUUUCCCAUUUCAUAUAGCGAUGCAUGGUAAGACCUGAGAUUAACAGAGUGGUUGUCUUAUCGUCACAACAGUAUCUGGUACGUAUCUGCUGGUUGUUGGCCCAAAAGACCAUGGAAGUGAAAUGGAAAAUGUUUGUUGAUUAUGUAAUAACUGAAACCAGAAUCCACAACACUUACAAAAAAAAUGAACAUAUGAGAUGCUGAUGAGUGAAUUGGUACAAAGCUUGAUAAAACAGCCAAAGUGCUUUUGCCUCUUUAUUGUGUAUAUCAGAUAUUUUCUUUAGCAGUAUUUCCAUGCUGUUUUUACUGGUCUAGAAAUUCUUGACUUUUUCUGAUAGGUUUGGAUGAUGUACACCUACAUAGUGGUACCUGAUGUGCUUCUGUAAUAAUAAAAAAUAUUUAGGAAAUACAUAUAA
This is a messenger RNA of Sardina pilchardus (European sardine), 1575 nucleotides long. RefSeq names its product ornithine decarboxylase antizyme 1b (gene oaz1b). Gene Ontology annotation, molecular function: ornithine decarboxylase inhibitor activity. The record is from RefSeq and is a predicted model, not a curated record. Gene Ontology annotation, cellular component: cytoplasm; nucleus. Lineage: Eukaryota; Metazoa; Chordata; Actinopteri; Clupeiformes; Clupeidae. Gene Ontology annotation, biological process: positive regulation of protein catabolic process.